This is a messenger RNA of Hirsutella rhossiliensis, 966 nucleotides long. RefSeq names its product phosphotransferase enzyme family protein. NCBI's taxonomy places the organism in Eukaryota, Fungi, Ascomycota, Sordariomycetes, Hypocreales, Ophiocordycipitaceae. Bases 1 to 966 code for a protein of 321 amino acids. The transcript is spliced from 3 exons. The record is from RefSeq and is a predicted model, not a curated record.
AUGGACCCUCCGACGGCCGAUUCCGCUGCUAUGAAGUUGGAGCGUGCUGUGAUGCUUCGCGACAUUGCAGCUGGCGGGGCAGAUAGGUCUCUGGCGCCCACUGAUGAAAAGGAACCCAAGAUUGGGCCUCCGCUCGGCGGUGCCAACGUUGUUAGGCCGGGCCGCACAGCUAGCAAGGGGCGCCGCUCUCGGGGAGAGGACAGAGGCCCCAAGUACCCGUCAACUCUUCCAGCGAAGCGGUCCAAUCUCAAGGCCGACUUGGACGAAGUCGCUGGCCAUGGCAGCCGGCCGCGGGUUGGAGAUGCCCCUUACUUUCCCUCGGACAUUGGUCUCCUCAUCAACGACACUGUUCGCAUAUAUUCCAACUUGCCCACCUUGUCCUUGUCCAUACCUCGGGCCGUGGAAGCGAAUGAGCGGCUCCAUGCGCCCGAUGUAGACCUCGACCUGGUCGCUCACGGCUCUCUGUUGGAGGAUCUCCGCAAGUUGGUCGAGCAACUGCGCAAGACUCCGCAAGACGCCCACCAUGACGGGCGACGACUCUUGGGCUCCGCCUUUUCAGACAAGUACUCGUUGAUGCUCGACAGAUCCCGGGGAACCACUCAUUGGGACAUCGGGAGCACUCCCACGCCGCGCCAGUUUGUCGCUUUCCUUACCUCGACAAUGCACCCCAACGCGCCUGUCGACGUAACCGCCUCGAUAACGGCUCAGCUACAACAUUCUGGACGCAUUGUCCUUUCGCACAGCGAGCUCAGCCCAAAAAACAUCAUCGUGAACAACGGGGUGAUUGUUAGCAUUAUUGGGUGGGACUACGGCGGCUGGUACCCGGAAUGGUGGGAUUAUGUCAAGUUCUUCGAAGCUGGCACCAAGCUCCACGACUGGCACAGCUAUGCCGACGAAAUCUUCGAGAAGAAGUUUCGGCAAGAACUGGUGGCGUACCAGGCUCUCAUGCGGUGCCACACGUCGUGA